AUGAAUGCACCGUUAUCAGCAGCUGCACAUCCAUAUGAAACGAGAUUUUCUAUGGAAGAAAUUCAACGUAGCAUUGCAAGUAUUCAAGAUGACAAACUUAUAUUUUUACAAGUUCAGUCAAAUGAAAUGGGAGACGUCAUUGUCGAGAGUAUGGGUGAAAUAUCAGUGGGUCUUCAAAAAAUUAUUUAUUGUAUUGAAGAAUUUCGAAGUAUCGAGCAAUGCUGUGUGUAUACAAGUGAGAUACCAAAUACGAGUAUUAGACUUUACUUGUCUAAUAAUCUGGAUGAGGGAAGGAUGUCAUCUCUAUCGGCAUACUUUUCUCGUUCGUAA
This is a messenger RNA of Rotaria socialis, 330 nucleotides long. NCBI's taxonomy places the organism in Eukaryota, Metazoa, Rotifera, Eurotatoria, Philodinida, Philodinidae. The record is from the annotation of a GenBank genome assembly.